Molecule: messenger RNA, 2009 nt
Organism: Arabidopsis lyrata subsp. lyrata
Lineage: Eukaryota; Viridiplantae; Streptophyta; Magnoliopsida; Brassicales; Brassicaceae
Product: phosphatidylserine decarboxylase proenzyme 2
Exons: 17
Coding region: 384-1877 (497 amino acids)
Biological process (GO): phospholipid biosynthetic process
Molecular function (GO): phosphatidylserine decarboxylase activity
Source: RefSeq, a predicted model, not a curated record
CUUCUUUUUACAUUAAAAAAUGGAUUGUGAAUUUAUUAGUUUUAUAUUGAUCAGAUCUCAUCCUCUGAUACUUUUUUAAAUAUUUUCGUUUUAUUUUGCAUCUAUCUAUUGAUUAAAACAUUCCCAAUUUUUAUUCCAUCUUUUAAAUAUUUUAAAAACAGAGCCGAAUAUUUGAACCAAAAGAAAACAGAGUCGAAUAAAAAAAAAGUGUCCACUUUCUCAAGUCCAAAACAGACCAUUUUGCAAUUAAUACUUAGCAUAUAAAUAUUUUGGUCAACAUAAUAGCUCAAGAAAAUUAAGAGAAUAAAAAAAAAAAAACUCUAAUUUCUUUCUCUCUCUCUCUCUGUUUUCUUCUCCGAUCCUUUAAUCUUUCUGAGACAAAGAUGGGAAACGGAAACUCAAGGGAGGCUAAAGAAUCGAGACGGUCAAAGCUACGACAGAAGCUACAAAAGUUUCGCAUUCACCGUCGUCAUCUUCGUUGUUCUCGAAACUCAGCAGGAAUGGUGAUACAACGAGCUGUGUCCGCCGAGGAUUUCUCCGGCAUUGCGCUUCUCACUCUCAUUGGCGCGGAUAUGAAGUUUAAGGACAAGUGGCUCGCCUGUGUUUCUUUCGGUGAACAGACUUUUAGAACUGAAAUCUCAGAUACUACAGAGAAGCCAAUUUGGAACUCGGAGAAGAAGCUUUUGUUGGAGAAAAAUGGACCAAGUCUUGCUAGGGUCUCUGUAUUUGAGACAAAUAGGCUCUCAAGGAACAAAAUCAUCGGUUAUUGUGAGCUUGAUAUAUUCGAUUUUGCAGUGCAGGAACCUGAGUCGGCAUGUAAGUCAUUUGACUUGUUAGAUCCCACAGCAUCCAAUGUUGUUGGCACCAUUUUCCUUUCUUGCGCUAUUGAGGAUCCUGUUGAAACCGAGCGGCGGUUUGCAAAGCGUAUCUUGUCCAUAGUGGUAAUUGACCGGAAGAGUAAGAGACUCGUGGAAGAGUUGAUAGACUCAAAGAUUGUUCUCUCCAUGAGAGCUAUUUAUCAGUCAAAAAUUGGACUUCGACUUAUGGAUCAAGGGGCAAAGGAGAUUCUGCAGAGACUUUCUGAGAAGCAGGGGAAGAAAAUGAGCUCUGUUGAAUCCGCACAAAAAAUACCACGCUUUCUCGAGUUCUUUAAGGAUCAAAUAAACAUGGCUGAAGUCAAGUAUCCUCUGCAGCAUUUUAAGACGUUCAAUGAGUUCUUCAUCCGGGAGUUGAAACCUGGUGCAAGACCAAUUGCUUGCAUGAAAGGCGAUGAUGUUGCCGUAUGUGCUGCUGAUUGUCGAUUAAUGGCAUUUCAGUCGGUGGAGGAUAGUACCCGUUUCUGGAUCAAGGGCAAAAAGUUUUCAAUAAGAGGCCUUCUUGGGAAGAGUACUGUGAAUACAAAUGCCUUCCUUGAUGGAUCUUUGGUGAUAUUCCGACUAGCACCACAGGAUUAUCAUCGGUUUCAUGUCCCUGUCUCUGGAGUCAUUGAAAAGUUUGUGGAUCUUUCUGGAAGCUUAUAUACAGUUAAUCCGAUUGCGGUCAAUAGCAAGUACUGUAAUGUAUUCACGGAAAAUAAACGAACCGUUGCAAUUAUAUCAACAGCAGAAUUUGGAAAGGUUGCUUUUGUUGCAAUCGGUGCGACAAUGGUUGGUAGCAUAAAUUUUGAGAGAAAGGAAGGAGAACAUGUGAAGAAAGGGGAUGAACUUGGUUAUUUUUCAUUUGGUGGAAGCACAGUUAUAUGUGUCUUUGAAAAGGACUCGAUCCGGAUCGAUGAGGAUCUCUUGGUUAACAGUGGUAGGUCCUUAGAGACAUUAGUGAGUGUUGGAAUGCAAUUAGGUGUCUCCACAAGGACAUUUGCUAGGUCUACAUUGACCUAAAAAUCAGAGACCAUUUGGUUUGAUUUGAUUUUCCUCUUGUUUCAUGCAUAAUAACUCUGUAUAUAACCAAAUGAAAUCUCCUCGGUAUUAUUUAUACAAUGAAUGAGCUAAAUAAACACACAUUCCUUGCCA